AUGCCGCCAGCAAGAGGAGGGAGGGGUGGUCGCGGCGGUGGACGUGGGGGCGCAUUCAAUCCCGUGCGAGGGACAGUAACCAUUGCUGGCACAGAGCUCAACUGGGAUCUGAGUGGCCUCGAAAUCCAGAAGGGCCCUGCCGAGCGUUUUCCUGACAGACCACCUCCCCAGGCGCCGCCGCCAACCGACGACGAGGCAGACAUGGUUAGACAUCAUCUUUCAUUCCGCGAUCGCGUACACGAGGGUCCAUUUUACACACUCCUGAACGAUGGCAUGAAGGACGGCCUAAAGCGCAAGGCCAGCGAGCCAGCACCCACCGAAGCUACUUUGUUCGAUCCCUUUACCGGCAACCAGACAUACUCUGCCAAGUACUUGAAGGUGCGGAGAAGAUUGCCAAAACUAGAUGAACGGCCAUACGUUGUCGACCUUUUCCCUGCGGAACUGCGAUCCUUAUUAGACGGCACACACACCGACGGUAACCCGACUAAGAAGCGUAGGACACUGGGUGGUACCCAGGUCAACCCCCUGUCGGAAAUCGAGCGCAUGAUCAAGUCAGCAGAGGAUAAGAACACUGAAGCAAAAGCCCGUGCUGAAGAGGAGGGAGAUGAAGAGGUCGAAGAGGAAGAGGAAGAGGAAGACGCAGACGAGGAAAAGCCCGAAGCGGUUGGCGAGGAUGAUAAUUAUUCCGCCGCAUCGACCGACUCAGAGGAGUCUGAUGACGAUUACAACGCCGAGCAGUACUUUGAUAACGGCGAGGAUGAUGACAUUGAUGAUGGAGAUCCGUACCAGAACACGUACGACGAGUAG
Pyrenophora tritici-repentis Pt-1C-BFP is the source of this 807-nucleotide messenger RNA. The record is from RefSeq and is a predicted model, not a curated record. NCBI's taxonomy places the organism in Eukaryota, Fungi, Ascomycota, Dothideomycetes, Pleosporales, Pleosporaceae.